Cajanus cajan (pigeon pea) is the source of this 1052-nucleotide messenger RNA. Its product is annotated as ethylene-responsive transcription factor 5. Gene Ontology annotation, biological process: ethylene-activated signaling pathway; regulation of DNA-templated transcription. Lineage: Eukaryota; Viridiplantae; Streptophyta; Magnoliopsida; Fabales; Fabaceae. Gene Ontology annotation, molecular function: DNA-binding transcription factor activity; DNA binding. The record is from RefSeq and is a predicted model, not a curated record.
UUCCACUCAACAUAGACACACAACACAAUUCCACAAACCAAACUCUCCAAAUCUCAAACACAAGAAACAAAAGGUGCUUCUUCAAAUUUAGCGAUGGCCAACCCAGAUGAAGUUUCAGCCCUAAACCGCAUCAAAUUGCAUCUUUUGGGUGAACUCUCUCCACUCAGCACACCCCAAACAAAACAAAAUCAUCAACAACAACCUUGGUUCGAACUACACGAAGCGAACCCUAGCCCCUCUCAGUCUUCUAACUCUGACUCUUCUGUUUCCUUCAACCACUACUUCACGGAAACCCAAUUUCCCCUCUUCGAAUUCGAUUCCAAGCCCGAAGUAAUCGACCUCGAAACCCCAAAGUCCCUUAAUUCCACUUCCAAUCAGGAGAAGAAAGGUCAAUUGAGUCGUAAACCUUCGCUGCAAAUCUCUCUCCCGAAGAAGACCGAGUGGAUCCAGUUCGGGAACCCGGAGGAGCCGCCGCCGCCGCCGCCGGAGAAGAAGCACUACCGCGGCGUCCGGCAGCGGCCGUGGGGGAAGUUCGCGGCCGAGAUCCGCGACCCGAACAAGCGCGGGUCCAGGGUGUGGCUCGGGACCUUCGACACCGCCAUCGACGCCGCCAAGGCCUACGACCGCGCCGCCUUCAGGCUCCGCGGCGCGAAGGCCAUCCUGAACUUUCCCCUCGAGGUGAGCGCGGCGGCGGAGGAGGCCGGCGACGAGAGGAAGCGGCGGCGCGAGGAGGAGGAGGAGGCGGAGGUGGAGGAAGUGAAGGCGGUGGUGGUGAAGAAGGAGAGAACGACGACGGAACAUGACGUGAAUUGUUUUAGGGAGAUGCCGUUAACGCCGUCUAUGUGGACGGGGUUCUGGGACAGUGAUGUUAAGGAGAUUUUCAACGUGCCGCCGUUGUCGCCGUUAUCUCCUUUUGGAUUUUCGCCCCUCAUGGUUGUGUAAAAUUUCUAAUUUAGGACCCUUCUUUUUUCGUCUUUCGCCGCGUCCUGUUUAGGGAUGAGUACAGUGUACAUUUUCACCAAUUUAUUAAUUCAACCAUCUUCAUUUAUUCA